Molecule: messenger RNA, 1986 nt
Organism: Ananas comosus (pineapple)
Lineage: Eukaryota; Viridiplantae; Streptophyta; Magnoliopsida; Poales; Bromeliaceae
Product: transforming growth factor-beta receptor type 3-like protein
Exons: 1
Coding region: 320-1426 (368 amino acids)
Source: RefSeq, a predicted model, not a curated record
AUUAAAAAAUAAAAUAAAACAUAAGAUUAUAUAAAAUAUAGAGCGAAAGCGACAAACCUCCCAUAUAUGAGUCCAAUGAUAUCCAAGCACCACAUGACAGAUGACGUGUCGCGUCCUCAUUGGCUGAUUCGCCCGAAUCGGACCGGUUUGGGUGAAACCGAGCCGCUUAUAAAAUGAUGUACGCUCUCGAAUAAUCCGGACGGCCGCAUAAAAUCGCAUUUGGAUUUGGCUCCGCUCCACUCGGCUCCUCCUCCUCUUCCUCUUCCUCUUCCUCGGCGAUUUUUUUUUUUCUUUUUUUCCCGAUUCAUGGUCGUUGAUCAUGGCCUCCGCCGUAGUCAACAACGUCGCCAUCUCCCCCGAGGGUUUCCUCCCCUCCUACGGUUGGCUCAGCCCUAGGGUUUCCUUCAGCCGCGACCUCUCCCCCUCCUCCGCCGCCGACGCUACGGCGGCGCCGUCGCCGGAGACGCCGGAUCUCGAGGCCUCCGCGGGGGAGAUGGAGUUCAUCGACUUCGAGUUCCGGCUGGAGGAUCCCGUCGCCAUGCUCCCCGCCGACGAGCUCUUUGCCGACGGGAAGCUCGUCCCGCUCAGGCUCGCGGCGGCGCCAACGCCCCCCGCGGCGGCGGAGCAGGCGGCGAACGCCGCGGCGGUCGGGGAGGUCGGGGCGGCGCCGGAGCUGCGGCGGAGGGCGGAGCUCGCCGGGCCGGAUCCGUACGUGUUCUCUCCCAAGGCCCCGAGCUGCUCGAGCCGGUGGAGGGAGCUCCUCGGGCUCCGGAGGUCGAGGACCACCCCCACGAAGCCCGAUCGCGACAAGCCCUCGUCCUCUCCCUCCGCCGCCGCCUCCCGAAGCCCUAACCCUAACCCUAACCCUAACCCUAAUCCCAGCCCUGGCGCCAGCAGGUCCCUGAAGCACCUCCUCCACCGCGGCGCGGCCGCGAGGUCGGGGGGCGCGAUCGAGCCCUCCCUGAGCCUCCCGCUCCUCCGCGACUCCGACUCCGAGUCGCUCUCCCCCGCCCCGUCCCGCAUCCGCCGCCGCGCCGACGCCUCCUCCGCCGCCGCUCCUCCGCCGCCGCCGCCGCCGCCGCCGCCGCCGCCGACGACGAGGGGGGCGUCGGUGGAUAGCCCCCGCAUGAACCCCUCGGGGAAGGUGGUGUUCCAGGGCCUGGAGCGGAGCUCGAGCAGCCCCGGGAGCUUCCCCGGAGGUGGUCUGCCGAAGACCCGGCUCAGGGGGAUGGAGCGCUCCUACUCCGCCAACGUCCGGGUCACCCCGGUUCUCAACGUCCCGGUUUGCUCCCUCCGCGGCUCGACCAAAUCAGUCUCGGUCUUCGGGCUCGGCCCACUCUUCUCCCCCCAGAAGAACCACCGCGACCCGCCCGGUCCAGGCCCGCGGCCCAGAAAAACCCCUACUACACCCGGUCCACGAGAGUAAGUACUUAUUAGUAGUAAAAAAAAAGAAAUGGGACCCUAAAUCAAGGAAAAAAAAACACUCUAUUAAUUAACCCAUUAAUGCCCCCUUUUUUGAGCGAAUUAUUAAUCUACUUAAUUAUUAUUAUUUUUUCUUUUUCUUUUUUUUUACCUUUUCCCCUCCAUCCAAAUACUACAUUUGGGUUCGGGACUAAAAAAUUCCCCUCGGGUUUUUCCUUGUAAAUAUUCGUUUCCUUUUCCUACGGAGAGGUUUUGUAUGUUUGGUUUGCCUAAUAUAUUCCUGCUCCGACUCGUAAAAAAAGUGUUGAACCGGGUUCGGACCCGGUCCGUGCGCCAUGUGCACCAUUCUCCUCGUUGUCCGCGACUCUUCGUAGCGCGCGUUGUUUAUUUACUAAUAAAAUAACUGUUUUAUCCCUCCUCUCCCCCGCUGCUAACAUGCGCAGCGGAAACGGUUAAUCUCAUGCGGCGGCUCACGUUAGCUUGGGCCCUCGGCGCUUCGUUGUUCGUACAGUUGUACUCCAUGUGGGCCUGUUGUUCACUGUACUCUCUGCUCAGCGUGAUAAA